AUGGCAAACCAAUGUGAACCUGACGCGGAUGGUAGUAUAAGGAACGACCAUAGCGAUGGAGACGACAUUCUUCUUCUUGCACAGCCUGAAAUGACCAACACGCGAAUCAAAGACCUGACCAACCAUCUGUUGGAGAGCAUUCGAGCGGUAGGAAUCGAUCGGGAGUCCCCAGAUGUGGCAAAGCUGCUCAAGGACCUGACUGAUUAUACGACUCUAAACACCCAACUUUUAAUUAGCAUUCGAGCUGAUCAUCAACGGAUGGUACAGGAGAACCUCUUACGCAUUGACGAGCUCGAACUUAAAGAACGCUACAUCAAACAGGUUCUAGCUGGUCGUCGUAGGGCCAAGAGAGCUUGUCGUGACGCUGAGGAGCGUUUGGCGCAUAUUUGGGGGCAGGUCGAUCGCCUUUGGGCACAGGUCAACCCGACAUGGCGCAAGGUCAAGGAGGAAUUGGCAUGCCAUGUGUGCUUCCGCAAACUUUGGUGGGCCGUAACGUACACACCCUCCAGCCAUCCUCUCAGUCCUUGCUGUACCUAUGAGUGGUUCCAACAGGAACACGCCUUUAAAGAGAACCCGGCUUAUACCUGUAUUCGGUGCCAUGCACACAUCCAACAAGCACCGAUUCAUGCGUUCACAGUCGAAAACGCCGUGCGCGAGCUUCUGAGGUUGGACGAGGAUGACCGACAACUUGCAGAGGAUAUGGCGAGAGAGGCGGGAUACGUUGACAAAGAUAGCUGGAUUGUGUUUUUCCCCUAA
Molecule: messenger RNA, 756 nt
Organism: Desarmillaria tabescens
Lineage: Eukaryota; Fungi; Basidiomycota; Agaricomycetes; Agaricales; Physalacriaceae
Exons: 6
Coding region: 1-756 (251 amino acids)
Source: RefSeq, a predicted model, not a curated record